Molecule: messenger RNA, 6298 nt
Organism: Zalophus californianus (California sea lion)
Lineage: Eukaryota; Metazoa; Chordata; Mammalia; Carnivora; Otariidae
Product: zinc finger BED domain-containing protein 6
Exons: 19
Coding region: 2115-4565 (816 amino acids)
Cellular component (GO): nucleus
Molecular function (GO): DNA binding; protein dimerization activity; metal ion binding
Source: RefSeq, a predicted model, not a curated record
UAGAGCUGAGCCUGUAGCCAGGCGCCAUCUUUGACGCUGGCAGUCUUGGAUUUCUGCGGGUGCUGCUGCUGUGAGGACGGCGGGCGGCAGCGGCUAAGAAAGAAGAAAGACGUGGCAGCAAGCGGGAGUCGGGGACAGUGUCGGCGGUUCGGUAAAGUUUCUGUUCUCUGGGUCCCACUACUUGGGAGAUAUUCUCAAACUCCACAUACUGAAAGCCACCGACCUUAAUCCGGUAUCCUACACCCCUUCCCUACUUUAAUUAACUCCCACCCCAGCCCUCCGCAUCGGAGUCAAGAACAACAGGGACACUUCCGUUCUCCUUGUAGGAUUGAUGAAACCGUAAUGAAGAACACCCCUAAAGCCCCAUAAUCGGUGCGGAUUCCUAUGGGGAAGGCCCAUGUUGUUGACAUCUUGCAGGCCUUGGUUCUGGACCUUGAGAAGGAGGCUGUGGAACUAGUGAUAGCGAUGCUUUUUAGGGUAAAUAUUUGGGGAUAUUCCCUGCCCAAAAAUUUCCUGGAAAAUUGACUAGUAUUAAGUGUGAGUAAAAGGUGUCCACUUUUUUUUAAGUUUUGAUUUUAGUUUUGUCUUGGAUAGUAUUUGGCAAGAUUUAGCCUAGAAAUUAUGUAGUAUUUAUUACAUGAGAAUCAAAAUUGCUUUGUUACGGGGCUGGUUUCAAAAUUUAGAACUCAUUUCUAUGUAUCAAAAUCGUUUUUUGUUUUUGUUUUUUGGGUUUUUUUGUUUUUUGUUUUUUUAAUUCUUAAAUGGUAAAUGUACCAUUGUGAAAUGAAAUUUCAACUCCAAAAGUUUACCCUUUUACUAACUGGAGUAAAUGAAUAAUUAUAAAGUCUUUGGUUGUAGCCAUCACUUGUGAAGAAAAAAAAAAAAAAAAAACGAAACCAGGCUGCCUAAGCAAGCCUUUGCAGGGCCAAUAUUGAAUGUCAUGCCAGUGACACUGGUGUUGCUAUAAAGGAAGAAAAAGUCUUCCAUUAGAUAGAAGCUUUCUGGAUUGUGACAGCGCCAGUUCAGGACGGCUGUAAUGCUGCUCUGCCUUCCACAGCUAGCUGCACCACUCUGUAGUUACUCGGUAACUAUAAGUUUCUAUCUUUUUUGGUUAAACACUCCCUGAAGAUGAGAAAUAUGUACAUACAUCCAUAUUAUACACAUUGAUUCACGUGUAAGGAUUUCCCUUCAUGUUUAUUCUGUGGGCUGGGCACAACUUAGUGUAACAUAGCGAUACACGUCAUGAUACUUUGGUAUAAGAGUAAGUUCACUAUUUUUAUAAUGAACCCAAAUCUGAAGGCUUUUGUAGUGUAUUUUAAAAGGGAAAACUUACCCAAAUGUUUUAUUUCUACACAUUUGUGUAUAUGUGUGUGUGUGUGUAUAAGCCAGUUAGUAUAUAUGUAUAUGUAUAUUACAUACAUAAAACACUUGAUAUUUUUUCAUACAAGUAUGCUUUUAUUAUACAGAUAAUAAAGAUGGGGGAAGGUUUCUGUUUUUUUCUUAAUAGGUGAAGAAAUCUUGAAGACCAGAAAUUGGAUCUUAUUGAAUUUUGGUGUUCUUUUUCUUUUUUCUUUUUCUUCUUUCUUUUUAAAUUAUAUUGUUCGGCUGUGGAAGAUGGAUUUUUUUUUUUCCAAUAAUCCUUUGACUCUGAAGUUCAUCUUUAAAUGAACUCUCUUUUUUGUUGGUUUUUAUUUUUGUUUUUGUUUUUGAGGAGAUAACUAAGCCUAGCUGUCUCCAGUCUGACAAAGGUUAUUCGAAUGGACUUAAUCUCCCAGUAGUUGGGAGAUGUUUUAAAAACACGUCCUGUGUUUGAAUUGUGGCUGAGAGGUUUCCUUGGCAAUGUGAGGAGGAAAAUUCUUUCUGCCCCAUUAUUAUUAAUUCAUGGAUUGAGUGUUGGUUCGACCUACAGGCGUAAUAGAUUGGAACUCAGUGAAGACACAGAGGUUCCUGUUGAGAGCAACCAGCUAAUGAUUGCAUUUUAAAGACGAUUUCUCUGAUUGAGUUGUCUUUUGGAAGAUUAAACCCAUUUCAAGAGGACUUGGAGCUGGUCCUCGCCUUGAGGAAGCAGUGGCUUGUUUUCAAGAAGCCACUUCCGAUCUAAGGAUCUACCCAGCAUGCCUAAUCAAGGAGAAGACUGCUAUUUUUUUUUCUAUUCUACAUGUACCAAAGGUGACAGCUGUCCCUUCCGUCACUGUGAAGCUGCACUAGGAAAUGAAACUGUUUGCACAUUAUGGCAAGAGGGGCGCUGCUUUCGGCAGGUGUGCAGGUUUCGGCACAUGGAGAUUGAUAAAAAACGUAGUGAGAUUCCUUGUUACUGGGAAAAUCAGCCAGUGGGAUGUCAGAAACUAAACUGCGCUUUCCAUCACAAUAGAGGACGUUAUGUUGAUGGCCUUUUCCUACCUCCAAGCAAAACUGUGUUGCCCACUGUGCCUGAGUCACCAGAAGAGGAAGUGAAGGCUAACCAGCUCACAGUUCAACAGAACAAAUUGUCUGUCCAGUCUAAUCCCUCCCCUCAGCUGCGAAGUGUUAUGAAAGUAGAAAGUUCGGAAAAUGUUCCUAGCCCCACCCAUCCACCAGUUGUAAUCAAUGCUGCAGAUGAUGAUGAAGAUGAUGAUGAUCAGUUUUCUGAGGAAGGUGAUGAAACCAAAACACCCAUCCUGCAACCACCUCCUGAAGUUCAUAAUGGAUUACGUACAGCCUCUGCCCGGAAACCUGGGGUCAAUUUGAAGCAAGGUGAAUGUUUGAAUUUUGGAAUAAAAACUCUUGAGGAAAUUAAGUCAAAGAAAAUGAAGGAAAAAUCCAAGAAGCAAGGUGAAGGUUCUUCCGGAGUUUCCAGUCUUUUACUCCAACCUCAGCCCAUUCCAGGUCCUGAAAAAGAGAAUGUUCGGACUGUAGUGAGGACAGUAACUCUUUCCAGCAAACAAGGAGAAGAACCCUUGGUAAGAUUGAGUCUCACUGAGAGACUGGGAAAAAGAAAAUUUUCAGUAGGUGGUGACAGUGAUCCUCCAUUAAAGCGUAGCCUUGCACAGAGGUUGGGGAAGAAAGUGGAAGCUACAGAAACUAACACUGACAAAGCACCAAAGAAAGUUCAUGUUUCCAAGUCUCUGAAGGAGCGAUUAGGCAUGUCAGCUGGUCCCAACAGUGAGGAGGCAGCAGAGAGAGUCACUAAAGUUGGUGAGAUCCAUGUGAAGACAUUAGAAGAAAUUCUUCUUGAAAAAGCUAGUCAGAAACGUGGAGAAUUGCAACCUAAACUCAAGACAGAAGGACCUUCAAAAGUUGAUGAUUCUACUUUAGGAACAAGAAGCCCCUCCACUAUCCGAAUCAAAACUUUCUCUGAGGUCCUGGCUGAAAAGAAACAUCGGCAGCAGGAAGCAGAGAGGCAAAAAAGCAAAAAGGAUGUAACUUGCAUCAAGCUAAAGACAGAUAGUGAAAUUAAAAAAACAGUGGUUCUGCCACCUAUAGUUACCAGCAAAGGACAAUCAGAGGAGCCCGCAGGUAGAACAAAGUCUAUGCAGGAGGUGCACAUCAAGACACUGGAGGAAAUUAAACAGGAGAAGGCACUGCGGGUACAGCAGAGCUCUGAGAGCAGCACCAGCUCCCAGCCUCAGCUUGAGGCUGCCCCAGGGGCAAGGCGGCUUCUCCGAAUCACAAAAAAACCAGGUAUAAAAGAAGAGAAGAAACUUCAAGAAGGAAGUGACGUUGCUUCCCAGAGCAGUGUUAUUAGAACAGAGGCUAAAGAGGCUUCAGAAGAGACCACAGGAAUUGGCAUCACCAAAAUUCAAGUCAAGAGGUGUGAGACCAUGAGAGAGAAGCACAUGCAGAAACAGCUGGAGAGGGGCACCUCACAGAAGGAAAAAUCAGUUUUGACACCCCUCCGGGGAGACGUAGACUCUUACAAUACUCAGAUAGCAGAGAAGCCGGUGCUCACUACGGUGCCAGGCCUCACACGGCACCUGACCAAGCGGCUUCCCACAAAGCCAUCCCAAAAGGCAGAGGUAGAAACCUCAGGCAUUGGGGACUCAAUACUGAAUGUGAAAUGUGCAGCACAGACCUUGGAAAAAAGGGGUAAAGCUAAACCCAAAGUCAAUGUGAAGCCAUCUGUGGUUAAAGUUGUCUCAUCCCCCAAAUUGGCCCCCAAACGCAAGGCAGUGGAGGCCCACCCUGCUGUCAUUGCAGCUGUGAAGCCACUCAGCUCAAGCAGUGUCCUACAGGAAAGCCCCACCAAAAAAGCAGCUGUGGCGGUUGUCCCACUCCUUUCUGAGGACAGGUCAGUCACUGUGCCUGAGAUGGAAAAACCUAGAGACAGUCUUGUGCUGCCUCCAACCCAGUCCUCUUCAGAUUCCUCCCCACCAGAAGUAUCUGGCCCUUCUUCAUCUCAGAUGGCCACGAAAACUCGCCGACUCAGCUCCACCUCAACAGGAAAGCCCCCGCUUUCUGUGGAGGAUGAUUUUGAGAAACUAAUAUGGGAGAUUUCAGGAGGCAAAUUAGAAGCUGAGAUCGACUUGGAUCCUGGGAAAGAUGAAGAUGACCUUCUGCUUGAGCUAUCAGAGAUGAUUGAUAGCUGAAGGCAGUAGAACAUUUAAAAAAAAAAAAACAAAAACAAAAACUGGACUUAGUUUCAUCUAUUAUAACAUUUACCCAAGAUGAUCAUUUCUUUAGUCUAGAAUUUGCCCCCAAUCAGACGUAUACCUCUGAAUUACCUGUAUGUGUCCUGGAUUCCUUGGGGUCAGAUUUUUAAAGUCCCUUGAUAACCAUUUUGUCCAUUCGAUACCAUGGUUUAGCAUCUAUGAGAAAAAUGUUCUUACACCUCCCCACAGAAAAACUGAGAGGGAGAACCAAGUCAAAGGGUGCAAGAGAACUUAGUGACUCCUUGAGGUGUUUGUCAGUUUGGGCUUUUUUCCUCUUUGCUGUAGUAUUUCUUUUAUGUAUUGUCUUAAUGUACUUAUUAAUGUAACCUGAGUUUGAAAAGGAUGAAGACCAGCUGCUGCCAGUGAGGACCAAAUUUCACACUACCACUAAACAAAAGAUCCACUCUGUCUGCGUUAAAUUGUAUGUCUUUUUAAAGGUAUUUGGAGAUUCAACUAAGCUUUAGAGAAGGCUGAGCAGCUCUGGAAGCUUGUAAUCUGGACAUAACUUUUCAACCUGAUUUCCAUGCUUCUGCUGCUCUGUCAGCCUCUGAAGAGCAAUAGCUAAUUUAUUAUUACUGUAAUUUUUUAAGGCUUUAAAGUGCCUCAGGGGUCCUCUGAAACUAAUUUUCUAUUUCUGGGAUUCCCUGGAUUCUUAAUAAGAGAUGGUGACAUAAUGAUUAGAGGAAUUCUUUUUUUAGCAUGAAAGUUGUCCUUUCUCUUCUUCAAUACUUGCCUCCUACUGGCAUUGAAUUCUCACAGGGAUUAAAAUUGGUUAAUUUUUUAUUUCUAACUCUCCCAGCAAACUCCUCUUGCCCAGUUAUUUAUUUGGUGCCCUUUAACCACCAGAGGGGAAAAAAUGAACUCCUCCAAGCUGCCAAUAUUUAUCUCUGGACUGUAGCAGUACACCAAAUUGUACUGUAGCAGGGAUGAUUGAGAUGCUCUGGGGGUGUAUUGUAUACCUUCCAGUUUUCUUCAUGUCUGAAUUGAAUUUUUUUUUCUUGAUGUCAGUCUCCUUCAUAUCACCUCAAGGUUUAGACUUGUGAAGGAACAAGUAUGAUGGGGAUACGAGUCUUGAAAGGAGACAUAUUGUACAUAAUCAGAAGGAAGAGGAAAAAAGGACUUGUCCGUUUUGAUACUUUGCUGUAGGUGGCCAGUUUUGUUUCUCAUAGGGAAAUCUGAUCCACCUGUCGUGUUGGCUCCUAAGGAACUGCUGUUGUAAGCGGCUCAUCAAGAGUUGAACCUCAUGUAGCCUUGUUGGGAAUAUGGAAAAGGAAGAAAGCCACAGGACUGCCCAUUCAGUCUUGGGAAGAUCUGGAUGAUUCUGCACACAAGCAAAAAUGACUUGAAAUUUAUGUACAGACACCUCUCUACCAAUCCAUCUUCAGCUGACUGAAUGUUGUAUAAUAGCCCUUCUCCAAAGCAGGGGUGGAAUGUUCUGGUUUCACCACAGAUUUUCUACUCAUUUCAUUUUUGGAAUCAGCUUAAAGAUUCCAGGUCCCUUUUGUAUAUAACCUUUAUUCUUUUUCUUUUUUAAAAAUAAUUUUGUUUCAUAUUUAAAGUCCUUGUAUUAGUCAAUGAUUCAUGUUCAGCAUUAUUUGAACCAUUUGCCAUUACAAGAAAGAGAAAUACUUAUUUGUGUUUUAAAUAAAACUGGUGUAGGAAAGUCUGGA